Fopius arisanus is the source of this 893-nucleotide messenger RNA. It is a transcript of the gene mRpS26, whose product is annotated as mitochondrial ribosomal protein S26. NCBI's taxonomy places the organism in Eukaryota, Metazoa, Arthropoda, Insecta, Hymenoptera, Braconidae. The record is from RefSeq and is a predicted model, not a curated record. Gene Ontology annotation, cellular component: mitochondrial small ribosomal subunit. The transcript has 3 exons. The coding region runs from base 231 to 887 and encodes 218 amino acids.
UGCGCACAAGACGUUUUACUCACCAACUUAACCUCAAGUUUUUUAUGAAAAAAAUUAGCAGAACGUACUAAAGUUACCGACGAAAUAUUUCAAUCUAAUUUUGCAGAUAGAAAAGUCGAAAGAACCGAAAACAAUAAAAUCAUCAAUCAAAAUAUUAUACGAGGAGAUAAUUAAAUCGAUGAAAUCGACUGGAUUAACAAUUAAAAUUGAGGUGGGUAAUAAAGUUGAGAAUGUUACGCGCUUCUAUGAUUGCCACUGCUGUCAACAGCAGGGUAUCAACACAAUUGGUGAUGAAUGAAUGGAUUGGAAUCAACGCAACAUUCGCUCAGAUUAUUCGCUGGAAAAGAAAGCCUAUUUGGUUGCCACAAGCUAAAAGCAAACUUUUCAAAGUUCCACCGAGGCUGCGACUCCCCCAGGAAGAAGCAGUGGAAAUCCUGAGAUUGUACAAUAACUACCGGACAAAUAGAAAAUCAAUCAGAGGAUAUCUGGAACAACUGAUGCAAGCCAGUCAAGUACAAUUUGAUGAAGUAUCACUAAAAAACGCUGAGGAGGAGGACUACGCGAAUUGUUCAAAGAUCAAUGAUGAAUGGAACAAAGAAUUAGCGAAGCGGCGGGAGAUUCGUUUGGCGAAGGAAAAAGAGAAUCGUAUACAAGAGACUCUGAAGAUAUUCAACGAGAAGAAACAAUUGAACGAAAAAAUAAUGGAGGAAAUCGAAGGGAAAGUGAAGAGAGCUAGAAUGGAGGCGAAGACAUUCAUCACCAGAGAAAACAUUGAUCGUGCAAUAGAAGAAGCAUUGGCUGAUGUUGUGGAUUAUAACGCAGCGAUUGAUAAGGAAGGCCGUUUGUAUGGUAAAAGUGUGGAUAAUAAACAACAGGCUUCAGUUUAACAAUGA